UGCUGCCGACAAUUUUCCUCGGCUUCAGACGCGUUCGCGACACCAUACGUGAUGGUGAUAAAAAAAUUUUUUUCAUAAUUAUAUCAACAAUACAAUAAUUAUAUAUAUAUAUCCAACUAAAUAAAUAAGUGUUAUGUCAAAUUAAAAAUUAUUGUUACUUUUUUUUUUUUCUUUAAAUUAUCAUCAAUGAGAAAGUUAAAUAAAUAGUUUUUUUUUUUUUCUCCAAAAGUUUGAAUGUGAUCCAAGAGAUAAAAUAAAUUUUUUUAAUUUAAUAAAAAAUUUUGUGUAUAAGCAAGUGAAUAUAUAUAUUGUUUUCAAGUUUUUGUUUGUUAAAAAUAAAUUAAGUGUGAAAAUAAAAAUAAAACUGAGAAAAAUAAUAGAAAAUAUAUUUAUAAAAAUUAUUAUGAAAAUGAGGUGAAAAUAUACACAGUGGGUGAUUUACUUAUUUAUUUUUUUUUGUUUUUUCAAAUUUUCAUUUACAUUGGAUGUUGAUCGAUUAGAUUAUAUGUAUUUACCACAAAGGUGCUAGAAUACGCGUGUGAACGGAUGUCUUACUUGAAAAAAAAAAAAAAAAAAAAGUAAUAAAUGAAUAUUAAAAAAAAAUUAACAGGGGGAAACACAAAAGUCAAAAGUAAGCAUCAUUUGUACUUAGCGUAACAUUGAUGCUCCAAGUUUAUUUUUUCUUUCAUUGUUAUCUAAUUUUGAUUAUUUAUCUUUGAAAUAAUAUAAUUUAAAUAAUCAAAUGAAAUUGAAAGUAUUUAAAACUGGAUAAAAAUAAUUAAUAAAAAAAAAGUUUAUUAAUAAAGACGUGUGUGUAUUGUGUAUAUGUGAUAACGGGCUUAAACAUUCCCACGGAUACAACAAGCUAAAAAAGGAUUAUUUUAUUUAGCUUUAAAUACAAAACUAACAACUCAAUUCUAUUCACCUCUAUUAUUCCUUAUCCUUUAUAUUAUUAUUUAUUUACUUUAUUUUUUGUUCCUAUUUUUCUUUCAAUCGUCUUAUCGCUGUCCACGGAAAUGCAAAGCACUUCCGGCAUCGUCAAACCAAACCCCCGUGGCACAAAAAACAACAACUCAAAUUGGAUUUACAAACUGCACUGUGCAUCGAUGAUUAAUUUCUCGUGACUUUUUUUUUUUUAUGUUUUUUUUUAUGUUUUUUUUAUUUUUAUUAUUAUUUAUUAUUAUAUUUUUAUAUAAUUAAUAUAUUAUUUUAUCGACAAAGUGAUAAUUUAAUAAAAAUAAAAAAGUGGAUAUAUAUUAUUGAGGUGAAUACACUGCUGGAUGUAACGAAUAUAUACUAGUGGAUUAUUAAUUUUAUCAAUAUAAAAUUUAAUGGUUAAAAAAAAGGAGAUUAGUGCUGUUGGAUAUAGUGUAGAUGUGUGUUGAUGUGGUUGGUUUGUUUUGGUGGAAGGUGGAAGGUGGUAGACGAAGAAAACGAAGGUGGCAACGAACAAAACGCGAGUGGUGUAUGUGUUGAUUAAUACAAUAAUUUUAUAUAUUAAUAAAAAAAAUAAUAAAUAAUCAAUAAAUAGAAAAAGUUAAUUUAUAUUUAGUCAAUAUUACGAUGGUUGUCCCGUCAUUUGUAACUUUGGUUUUCCUCGUUUGCCUACAAACGGUACUACUUUCAACCGUGAGCAACUGUACGAAAACCAGCAACAUGUAUUGGAACACAACGAAUUCGAUAUUUCGAAUAGACAAUACUGAUCACAUUAUUGAUGUGAAUAAAAAUAAUGCAGCGUUCGAGUAUGACCAGGUCAACAUAAUAUGUCCGGUCUAUUUACCGGGUACUUAUGAUGAUGAGACCGAAAAAUACAUCAUUUAUAAUGUGUCAAAGGAGGAAUACGAAACGUGUCGAAUAACGAAUCCAAGUCCAAGGGUGAUAGCUGUCUGUGACAAGCCAUUCAAAACAAUGUAUUUUACGAUAACAUUUAGACCAUUUACACCACAACCUGGUGGAUUGGAAUUUUUACCUGGUCAUGAUUACUAUUUCAUCAGCACCUCAUCCAAGGACGAUCUUCACAGGCGUAUUGGAGGACGAUGCACCACCCACAACAUGAAGGUCGUAUUCAAGGUGUGCUGUGCAAACGACACCAAUGGAUCCUCGCCAUCGGCUCCAUCACGCAACAACUUCCCAUUCACAAAUGGUGGCAGCAGCACAGUACCAAGUUCAACAAAUAUCAACAAUUCAGGUAUGAAUGGUGUUGGUCUUCCAGCAUCACCACCCCCAAGUGUCUUCAAAGGAAGUGAUCGAUAUUACCCAGGAGGCAACAUUUAUCAUCAUCAACCUGGUACAGCAACUCCCUCAUCACCACAAUAUCCACAAUAUCCAUCGUAUCCACAUCAACCGAUCUACAAUGGCUCACCAUCUUUAUCACCGCCCAAGACCUCCGUCAACCAGAAGAAGAAAAACAAAGAAUAUUCAGAUCAUCCAAAUGAAGUUGUUAAAAAUGAAGAAUUAACACUAAAUGGUGCAAGUGGAUCACGACAAUGGGAUGGUACGUCGAGAUUAUUGGCUCUUGUUACGUGGACACUUUUUAUCAGCAUGGUAUUGCCAAAUUUUAUGCGGUGAACCGACAAUUAUCAAAUGAUGUGUCCAUCAAUGUAAAACCCCCUUAUUCUGUGAUUAUCCUACGUUUAAUUAUUGAUUUAUACAAUUGAAUAUAUUCACUAAUUUCUCAGGAUCAUCGAGCAUCGAUCUUGAUGAUUGUCAACAGUGAAUUUAUAAAGAAAAAAAAAAAAAAAAAGACUAAGAAAAAAAAGCUCUUUUUUUUCUACAUAUAUAUAUUGUGUUAUAUACAUGUAUGUAUUUUUUUUUCUUUUUUUUUUUUUUUUGUUAUUAAUUGGAAACGUUUUUCAAUCAACCGACAAAAAAAUGUGAAAUAAUCGCAAAUUGACACUGAUAAAGCCAUAUUAAUUAUUAAUUAAAAUGAAAUAAUUAAAAGUGAAAUAGAUUGAUGAAGUUAUCAACGAAAUAAUUAAUUUAAUACACAUCUGCUAAUAGUAGAAGACAAUUAAAAUCAAUAAAAUGAUAAUGGAGUAGUCGAAUUGAAUAAUGCCCUCGUCAUUUAUGAUAAAAAAAAAAGUAAAUAUUUAUAAAUAAAAUUAUUAUUAAUAUUAUAAUUAUGAAAAUGUGCUUAAUAUCAAUUUGGGCCAUAAAUAUUAUGUCAUCGUCAAUUUUGCAAUUUUUACAAAUUUCAAUUGAAAAAAAAAAAGGAUAAAGAAGAAAAAAGAAAAAUUAUUCAAUUGAGGUUUGGAAAAAAAAUCAUUAAAUAAAACGUACGAUUGAGUUUUCCAAGUGGAAAUAAGAAAACAAUUGAUGUCAAUGUGUCAUUUUGUUUUAACAUCUCGUUUUCAAUUAAAUAAAUGUAAAUACAUUUCCAAAUAUUAUAUUAGAGGUUUUAAAAAAAAAAUAAUUAUAAAAUCAAUUCGGGAAAACGAAGUUGCUAUAGUUGAAACAAAUUGACACAAUAAUAUAAAUUACUUUUUGUUUUUUUUUUUUUCUAUGUAUUGAUUGAUUUCUUUUUUCCUCUUGUUGAAAAGCUCAAUAAGUCCGUGUGUGCCUCAAUGAAAUAAUUUUUUUUUCUUUCAUUUCUUUAUUAAAAUUGAGUAUGUCAUUUGUGUAAAUAAAAUUAUUAUGAUUAUGAGUAUGAGAGAUGAGAACAAAAAAAAAGAAAAUAAUAUUAAUAAUCGUAAAUUCACUGUUUGGAAUUAUUUCUACAUGAUAUUGCUGUUGUGAAAAAGAUUUAUAAAAAUGACAAAUUAUAACUUGGCAUGAGUCAUAUAUAUAUAUAUAUUUUUUUUAAUUUUGUUUUUAUUUUAUUUAUAUUUUUUGCAAGAUAAAUUAAUGAUUAUAUGAGUGUACGAAUUGAGAAAGUCCAAUGAAAUUAGAACAAAAAAAAAUGAAAAAAUAAAAUUUUGUAAUAUAGUUGUAUUAUAUUCUAUCUAUAGGCCUGUAUUAUAUUUAUUAUUAUAUCGAUAUCUAUAUAUUAUAUAUAUUAUCAUGGGAAUAUCCGAUUUGAUAUUCUAUAUAUAAUUAAUUAGUUAAAUAUCAAAUUAAACGAGUGUGAAAGUCGAGCGAGAUUCAUUACAAACUUAUUUUAUUUCUUUUUUUUUUUUUUUUUCUAAUCAAAUUUUUUUUUGUCUCGAUUAUGUUCUCCUUUAUUAAUUUAAUUGAAAAUGAAAUUAACAAUUAUAAAUUUAAAAAACAUGAUUUUUCAUAUGAAAAUCAAAUUAUUUUAUAUUCGACUAUAUUAUUUAUUAUAAAAAAAAAAAAAUAUUGUAUUAUUUUUCAAGAGAAGAUAAACAUAGAAAAUUAUGUUGAACAAAAAAUAUUAUUUAUUAUUUUGACUUGAAUUAAAUUUUUUCAUUCGACUGCACAUCCGAGUUGAGAUAAAUAAAUAAAAAAAGUAAAAAAAAAACCAACAAUAAAAUGUAUUUACUAUAUAAUAUAUAUUUUUUUUUUUUGUGUUAUUAGUCAGUGGUGUUUGUGAUCUUGAAAAUCACAGACACGAGAUUGUUGCUAAUUCGAAAAAAAAAAAACAAAAAAAUAAUGAAAUAAUAAAACAAAGAAUCACACUCUAGACUAGGAGAACAAAACGAAACAAAUGACUGUAAAUAUUGUACGUUAUAUAUUAAACAAAAAGAAAAAAAAAAAAAAGAAAAUGAAAUAAGAAAAGUAAGAAAAAAAAAAUGUUCCCGAGCCCCCUACUAUCAUCACCGUGACUAAAGUAAUUUACCUUCUUGCGCACUGCAAUGCUGCAGUUUUAAUUGCUAGCUACAUGUUUACCCAAUUUUUUUUUUUCUUUUUUAUUUAUAAAAUGUUUUCGUUGUUCACCACAAUAACACGUAAACACCAAUUAAAAACUCAAUUCAAUUCACAAAUAAUAAUGAAAAAAAAACAAGAACAAAAAUAAAUAUUGAAUAUUGAAUUAUAAAAAAAUGAACAAAAAAAAUAAUAAAUAUUGAUAAAAUUAGUAAAAAAAUAAAGCACGCAAACGCGCAUUUAGCGUUAUCCAAUACAGUAUUGUAUGCCUAAGUAUUACACGGUCUAUUUUGGCCAAAUGUUAAACAUGUCCACUGAUUGUCAAAGCGUCUUAAAUCCCUCAAUGUGAUGGUGCGUGAAGCAACGAAAAAAAAAAGUAAUAAAAUAAAUGAAAUAAUCACAAUGCAUUUAUAUAAAAAUUCAAUGAUAAUAUUUGUAAAUCACAAUUGAUUUGCAAUGAUUAACAACAAUGUGUACAUAUUAAUUAAAAAACCUGUCUCAAAGACUGAUGAAGCUUUUCAAGUUGCUGUUGCCUUCAAUUCAAAGCGACCUUUUUUAUUUAAAUGAUAAAUAAAAUUUUUAAAUCAUAAAAAUAUCGACUGCCAUUGUGUACACAUUUGUUAAAUCAUUGUAAAUCAUGUGAUAACUUGAAUAAAUAAAUAAAUAAUUAAUAAAAAAGAAAAAAAUAAGUGUUGAAUGAAAAUGAAAAAAUAAAAGGGGGAGUAAUGCGUGAUAGCAAUGAUAAAAUAGAUUAACAUGAAUGUUUAUUAAUAAAAUAACAUUCAUAAAUAAAAAAAUCCUAGAUCAAUGCAGUUUAAUUUAUAAUUAUUUAGGCUCAAACAAUUUAAAUAGUAAAUAGACAAGGUGACAACACAAACAGCGAUUAUAGUUUUUUUGUUUUAUUUAUUAUUUAUUCAUUUCCAAUUGAUCCUUUUUGCAUUCCUAAUUCUUUGUCAUCCAUUUCUAAAUCCCACUUCAACAACAUCGCUCAAGCUUAAAAUUCAUUUAUUUUUUUAUUCCGAAUUUUUCGUUUUAUUACUUCGUAUUUUAUUUUAUUUCGCCGUCCGUUCAAACAUUGACUCAAUCAUCAUAUCGACAAAAUUAUUUUUCAAAAUAAUCAACGUCAUGAUUGAAAAAUUUAAUUAAUAAAAAAAAAAAAAAAUUAAUAAGGGGUUACGCGAAUAAUAUUGAUAUAAACGUCAUGUAAAUAAAAUUAUAAAAAAGAAAAAAAGAAAAAAAAAAACACAAUAUAAAACAAAUCAAUAAUUAAUAAGAGAGUAAGAGACAAUUUAAAUAAAUUAAUUAAGAUGCAUAGCAAGUAUUAAAUAGGUUUCUAAUAACAAUUUAUUAUUAAAGUGAAUGUACGUUGAUGUCUUAAAAGUUUUUAAUGAUAAAAACCAAUACAAAAACACGAAAUAAUUAUUAUCAUUUAGCUUUUUUUUUAUUUUUUAAAAUAUUUUCUUUGUGCAAAAUUGUUUUGACUAUUGAAACAAUGAAAUUGAUGAGAAUAAGAUAUUAUAAUUCUAGUCACUUGUGAGUUCAUAUAACAACGAGAAAAAAAAAAAAAAUUAAUUAAUCAAUAAAUAUCUGGAUUAAUAUGAUUUAAUAUUAUUUCUUUUUUUAAUUUUUUAUUUUGAAUAAGCUCUCGAGAAAAACAAGAAAAGAAAAUGAAAUUUAUUAUUUUUUUUUAUAUUUUUCCUAUAUUGUUUAUUCACCGAACCCCCGAUGUAACGUAAUACUAAUAAGAAGACGUCGACAUAUCGGCUUACAGAUAAUUCAUACAAUGCAUACAAAAUAAUGUAGAAAUCAUAAAAAUAGUCCACUCGUAGCGCAAUAGUAUUUAAAAGCAAAUAAAAAAUAAAAAACAAAAAAAAAAAUUAAUAAUAAUAAAACAGGAUAAUCAUGAAAUAACAAAAAUAAAAAUAUAUAUUACAUUUAAAAAAUCAUACCGUACAAUAGUAACUGAAUAAUAAUAUGUGCAAUGUUAUUGUAUUUACAUACAUUACUUGCAGCUUACAGAAAACAUACAAUUACACUGCACUGAUAUAUCGACGCGUCACAAAGAGCAAAAUAAAAAAAAAAAUUAAAAAAAAGACAACGGAGGAAAUUUACUUUUUUUUAUUUUUCAAUUAAAAUAUGAUAUUUUUUCUUUUUUGUUACGGUAAACUGCUGUUGCACGAGUACGUUUUCAUAAACAUGUAUAAUAUUGUAUAUCAACAUUCCUCAAUAAUUAAAAAAAAAUAAAAUUAUUUAAAAAGAUUUCAUUAUUUGUCGUUUGUUUGCAACAAAAGUAUAAUGUUAAAUGAGAAUAAUCGAAAAAAAAAAUAUCUUAAACUCUGGUUUAUUAUUAUUGAGUCAGAAGCAUAAGUGAAAAAAAAAAUUGAAAAAAAAUUAAUGACAUAAUGAAAACGACUGGUUUUAUGAUCUACAAGCAAUUUGCCUUUUUUUCUUAUACUAUAAACAAUUAAUUUUUUCUUUUUUUUCUUUGUACUACUCUAACAUCCGAUUGUCUAUAAUUUUCAGCCUAAAUUUUUAUUUUAUGUGUACAUAAUAAAAUUCAUUUAUAUGUGUACAUAAAAUAUUAGAUUUUAAAGUGCCAUAGAAAUAACGAAUAAAUAUGUGGAAAUAUAAUAUUCAUAUGAGAGAAAAAGAAACAAAAAAAAAAACUAUUUAUAAUCUGGAAAAAAAAUAAGUAAAUGUGAAAGUGUUAAAAAAAAAAAUUCAUAUUAAUUGUUUAUGCUCAAUGGAAAAGUGUAAUUAUUUUUCCAAAAAAUGCAUCAUAUUGUGAGGAAAAAAUAAAAAAAAAAAAAUGCUCGACUCGUUGACAAUUAAUUCACACUCCGAUUAUCAACGAAUUUUUCAAUGUAUAAAAUCAUGUUAACUGUUUCACCACAGAAAAAAAAAUAUCAUCAAUAUAUUAUGUAUAAAAAAAGUCCUUUUUUGUGUUUUGGUAUUCUGCGAUUGUUAAAGUAUAUAUUUCAUCGGGGCAAUUGAUAUUUAAAAAAAAAAACAUUUUACUAACGUUCAACGUCGUUCAAAUUAAAUUUAGAGAAUUAAAAAAGUCAAUAGCUAUUCUAAACAAUUGUUAUUUUUUUUUAGAGUACAUGAUCAUUGCCACAUACUUAUCAAGUUUUUGAAAAAAAAAAAAAAAAUAGAAAUGUACUCCGUGAAUGAUGUGUCAUGAACGAAAAUUAAAAAAAUACUGAUUUAUUGGAACUUAAGUUCACUUUAAAAAGCACAAUCACUGUUUGAAUAAAAAAAUAAUAAUAAUAAUAACAAAAUUGUUGUCCAAUUGUGUGUCACGGAGGGCCUACGCACUACUUGUUUUUAAUUAAUUAAACAAAAAAAAGAAAGAAAUGCACGAAAAUUAAAUUUAAAAAAAAAAAAAAAA
Molecule: messenger RNA, 8152 nt
Organism: Aphidius gifuensis
Lineage: Eukaryota; Metazoa; Arthropoda; Insecta; Hymenoptera; Braconidae
Gene: Ephrin
Product: ephrin-B1
Exons: 5
Coding region: 1564-2568 (334 amino acids)
Biological process (GO): ephrin receptor signaling pathway; axon guidance
Cellular component (GO): plasma membrane
Molecular function (GO): ephrin receptor binding
Source: RefSeq, a predicted model, not a curated record